Aspergillus welwitschiae is the source of this 2013-nucleotide messenger RNA. Its product is annotated as putative choline transporter Hnm1. The coding region runs from base 330 to 1931 and encodes 533 amino acids. Lineage: Eukaryota; Fungi; Ascomycota; Eurotiomycetes; Eurotiales; Aspergillaceae. Gene Ontology annotation, molecular function: transmembrane transporter activity. Gene Ontology annotation, biological process: transmembrane transport. The record is from RefSeq and is a predicted model, not a curated record. The transcript is spliced from 13 exons. Gene Ontology annotation, cellular component: membrane.
GCAAGGGAGGAGGAUCUUCUUCCUCCGCGACCGGCCUGACUGGUCCUCUGUUCUCCACGCCGCUGAGCCUAGUCGUACUAAUUCUCCGGCUUUCUGUCCGGGAAACCGGUGAUCUCGAAAGAUGUCCGGUGCUUCAGAUAAGUAUUCCCCGCUUUGAUAAAGUCUGAUAACUGUCGUGUGUCGCUGAUAAGGCGGCGGCCAUGCUAAAAGUCCAUACAUCUAAGUCUCCAUAUCCACACGAGGAUGCUUUGGGAGACAUUAUUCUUUGAAACUCUUCACACAUAGUGCUCUGAUUUAAUAUACCGCACAGCACAAGGUUCAGGAUCAACAUGGACAAUUCCGUAAAAUCUGCGGCCCCUGUUGCCCACUCCCUUGAUGAUAAAGGGUCAGGCAGUAUUCGGGUCCAGAAUGCAGAUGAAUUGCGCCUGGCGCAGAUGGGCCAUAAGCAAGAGCUGAAACGCCACUUCUCAGUAUGGAGUCUCAUCGGGCUGGCUGCAAACUGUACCAUCUCCUGGACUGGACUCGGUCUGGGUCUCAUCACCUCCAUCAACGCUGGCGGUCCCGGUGCCCUUAUCUACGGAUUUAUCCUCGUCUUUAUCCUGCAAUGCUUUCUAGGAACAUCACUAGCGGAGUUUGUUUCUGCGUACCCAGUCGAAGGUGGGAUGUAUCACUGGAUUGCAGCCAUUGCCCCGAAACGUUACAGCAAUGUGUUAAGCUUUGCGACUGGUUGGAGCACAGUGUUCGGCUGGAUAUUUACCACCGCCUCUACGAACCUCGUUUAUUCGUCGAACUUCGUCGCCCUUAUUGCCUUAUACAGACCUAAUCUUGUUGUGCAGCCUUGGAUGACUUUCGUUGCGUACCAAGGGUUCAACGUUAUAACAUCUGGAAUUGUCAUGUUUGGCAAUAAGUGGAUGCCAGUAAUCAACAAGUUCUCAUUAUGCUACCUCCAACUGGCCUGGUUCGUCAUCCUGGUCACCGUCGCAGCCACUGCCCCCAAGCAUAACGAUGCAGAAUUCGUCUUUCGUACUUGGAUUAAUGAAACUGGUUGGAAGAACAACGUCAUCUGUUUCAUAACGGGCCUAGUCAACCCUCUCUACUGCCUAGGCGGCCUAGAUGGGAUCACUCACAUCACCGAGGAAAUGCCAAACCCAGGAAGAAAUGCUCCUUUAGCCCUAGCUUGCACACUCGCCAUAGCUUUCGUAACCGGCUUCACCUACCUCCUCAGUCUCAUGUUCUCCGUCCAAGACUACGCAAGCCUCGCCGACUCCCCGACAGGCCUCCCCCUCGCAGAGCUUUUUCACCAGGCAACCCAAAGCCGCGGAGGCGCCUUUGCCCUCGUCUUCCUUCUCUGGGUUGCAGUCGGGCCAUGCAUGAUCGGCUCACAGCUGAGUACCGGACGAAUGCUCUGGGCAUUUGCCAGAGACGACGGACUUCCCUUCUCCAAAUUCUGUUCCAAAGUCAACAAGCGAUUCGGAGCCCCCGUCAACGCCCAGCUAUGCGUGGGUAUCAUCAUCGCACUUCUAGGCUGUAUCUAUCUUGGUUCCAGCACCGCGUUUAACUCGAUGAUGAGUUCUUCUGUAACCAUCAACAACAUCGCCUACCUUGUUCCCAUCCUCACAAAUGUCCUCCUUGGUCGGAAAACCAUGCACCGUGGUCCGUUCUCACUAGGAUAUGUAGCAGGAAUGACAGUAAAUAUUAUCACUGUUGCGUGGCUGGUCUUCGCAAUUGUGUUUUUCUCGUUUCCGUAUGAUAUGCCUGUUACUGCCUCAAAUAUGAAUUAUACGUGUGUAUGUGUUGGUGGAUUCUUGCUGUUGGAGCUACUGUGGUGGAUUGUGGCGGGGAAGAAGUAUUCGAGACGAAUGCAGAAGGUAAGGGAAGAAGAGAAAAAUGCUUCACAGGCGGUGGUGGUGGAUCAUCUGGGAAAGAGCUGAAUCUGGUAUUGUUUUUUGGGUUUGGACCAAUUUGUCUUGUCUUACGUGUAUUGGUUAAGGUUAUAUUAAGGUUGAAUUUAUG